GAAAGCAUCAAGAUCUAAAAUUAAGAAGAAGAACCUCCAAAGUUAACCAUUUGAACAGAAAGAGAUGAGCUCUUUCAGCGUCCUUAUGAUAAACCACUGAUAUCUUUGUUACAACAUACUUUUUUUUUUCUUUUUCUUGGUUUCUACUGUUAAGAGAUGGAAGUAAGAUGUUUGGGAGAAGAUGAAGCAUGGGACUUAUUCCGCCAGAAAGUUGGUGAAAUAACCUUAGAAAGUCACCCUGACAUCCCAGCGCUAGCAAGAAUAGUCGUUGAAAGAUGCAGAGGCUCACCACUAGCAGUAAACGUUCUUGCCGCAGUAAUGGCAGGCAAGAACUCGGUGCAAGAAUGGCGGUAUGCAAUAGACUCUUUGACUUUAUCCGCGGCUAAGUUUUCAGGUACGGAAGAUGAGAUUCUCCCGGUUCUGAAGGUUAGCUACGAUAACAUAAAGGAUGAGAGAGUGAAACAGUGUUUCCAAUAUUGUGCUUUAUUCAAAAAGGGUGGCCAUAUAUGGAGAAAUGAUUUGGUAGAGUAUUGGGUAGAUGAAGGAAUCAUAGAUGGGAGAGAAGAUAGAUACAAAGCUGAAGAGGAGUGUUAUGGGAUAGUAAGAUACCUUGUUAAUGCUUGUCUAUUAGUUGAGCAUAAAUAUGGUAACACAGUGACUAUGCCUAGCCAGGUUCAUGAACUAGCCUUGUGGGUAGCAUCAAAUCUUGGGGAGGAGAAAGAAAACUUUAUUGUGAAACCCAAUGAAAAACUUGGUGAAAUUCCAAAGGUCAAGAACUGGGGAGAAGUGAGUAGGAUGUCAUUGUCGGAAAAUGAGAUCAAGAAGAUUAGUUGUAGUCCAGUUUGUCCUAAGCUUAGAACACUGUUACUCGGGUUUAAUAAUCUUGAGAAGAUCUCAAGCGGGUUCUUUAUGUGUAUGCCUAAUCUUGUGGUUUUGGAUCUAACUACAAACAUUGGCCUCAGAGAGUUACCUGAUGGGAUUUCUAGGCUGGUCUCUUUACAGUAUCUCAACUUGUCACAUACUGAUAUAAAGCAACUGCCUAUAGCAAGUUUAAGAGAGUUGAAAAGGCUUCAACACCUGAACCUUGAGUUUACAGGGUUCCUCAAAGAAAUUGCUGGGAUAUCAAGUUUAUCAAACUUGCAAGUUCUGAAACUGUAUGCUUCAUUUGAUUUAGAUAUCAAUCUGGUGGAGGAACUAGAGCUUCUGGAACAUUUAAAAGUCUUAACAGUCUCUGUAGGUGAUGCCUAUGUCUGGGAACAGUUGAUGAGUAAUCCAAGAUUAGCUAGUUGCGCUCGCAAUGUGUAUUUUUACGAGUGUGAAGCAGGAGAAACUGGCAUCAUAUCGCUUGCAGAGACUUCUAGUAGGCUUGAAGACCUUACAAUAUAUGAGUCCAACAUAAGGGAGAUAAAGAUUGAUCAGAGAGGCAAAAUGUGCAACUUCAUGUAUCUGGUCAAAGUGGAGAUAAGUGAAUGCCAAGGUCUUCAAGACUUAACGUGGUUGCUCUUUGCUCCGAAUCUUGGUUGGCUAGAUGUAAGAGAAUCACCGCAAAUAGAAGAAAUAAUAAGUAAAGAGAAAGCUGCCAGGUUUAUGGAUGGUGAAGCUGAUGAGAGUAUACUACCAUUUCUCAAGUUGAAGUACCUUGAUUUAGCUUGUUUGGAACAACUGAGUAGCAUCUACUGGAGUGCUUUGUCUUUUCCAUGCCUAAAGAAAAUCAGUGUUUUUGGCUGUCCGAAUCUGUGGAAACUACCUCUUGGUUCCAGCAGUGCUAAUGGCUGUAACCUUGUCAUUCAUGGUGAGGAAGAGUGGAUAGAGGAGCUUCAAUGGGAUGAGGAAGGUAUUAAGGAACGGUUCACCCUCAAAGGUCGAAAGAGUGAGCCUGUUACUGCUUAUCCACAAAACCAGUCAGAGUUAGAGAUGUUGAGGAAGAGAGUAGUGGAUCUUGAAGAAGAGAACAGAACAAUCAAACAACGGCUUGAGAGGAUAGAGAGAUUUUUUUGGCAGCAACAACAGUUGCAGCAGCUACGUAUGUCUCCACAAAGCAGCAUCCCGACAAUGGCGCAUCCACAAGGACCGCAACUAGCACGCAUGCUUCCACCACAAACUGUUAUUCACCAACAGAGGCAAACCCAAACAACACUUCCAGACAUGCCAUUAAAAUCAUAAUGCUAAAUACUAUGGAGUUUCAGCCAAGUUGUGGAGGGACAGGAGUCUCAUAGCAGUUUGAGAAAUCGAAGAAGUUGAAGGCAAUGUUUUUCAAGGAGUGGAUAGCACACCAGAUUCUUGACUAUGCACAAGCCAAGCCAGAGAAAAUUCAAGAUCAGUUUCAAACUUUCAUGAAAUAAGAAGACACUUUAAGUGCUCUCUGAAACUACUAUAUUCAUUUCCCUUAAAUGUUGUUUUUUUUUGGUAAAACCCUUAAAUGUUGUUAUCUCUUUAAAUUAUUUUGUUUCGAAAUUCUAACAAGUCUAGACCAAUUUUUUAAAAAUCGAUUGGAUAAAAUAGUUUCUC
Messenger RNA from Eruca vesicaria subsp. sativa (arugula), 2508 nucleotides. Lineage: Eukaryota; Viridiplantae; Streptophyta; Magnoliopsida; Brassicales; Brassicaceae. The record is from the annotation of a GenBank genome assembly.